UUACAACAUCAUCAAAAUGAUGAUACAUUUCAUUCAACAUUUCCAAGAUUAUCAUCAUUUCAUCAAUUUUGGCCUGGAUAUGCAACGGCUGCUGCCGCCGCUGCUGCUGCUGCAAAUUCUACAGUUAUAAAUUCCAAUGGAGAAUCAUUUGGUGAUCAUACAGUUACAGCCACUACAGCUGCUACACAUCAAUAUUAUAAUGGUGAUCAUCGACAAUCGCCACAUCAUCAUCCACAUUUAGCAUCAACAUUUCCAAUGGAUUCAUUACUUCAUCAUCAUCAUCAUAGUCAAACAACAUAUGGAACAACACAUCAUCAUCAUCAUGGUCAUGGCCAUCAACAUUCAUUAUUUACACCAUAUGGUUCAUCAACAACGACAACCACAUCAUCAAAUGAUAAUAUUGGUCAUCAUUAUGAAACUGAAUUAACUAAAGCAAAUCUAGUCAACAACAAUAAUCGAUCAUCAUCACCGACAACAAUAACAGCGCGAGGAAAAAAUGAUUCUAGUAAAAUUUCACAAGAUUCCACAACGAAAACAAUAACAUCUACUAUGGCUGCUGCUUUAUAAUAUUUGAAAGAAAACAGACAGAAAAUUCAAAUAAAUGAAAUACGAAAGAC
Dermatophagoides farinae (American house dust mite) is the source of this 617-nucleotide messenger RNA. NCBI's taxonomy places the organism in Eukaryota, Metazoa, Arthropoda, Arachnida, Sarcoptiformes, Pyroglyphidae. The record is from RefSeq and is a predicted model, not a curated record.